Molecule: messenger RNA, 1913 nt
Organism: Purpureocillium takamizusanense
Lineage: Eukaryota; Fungi; Ascomycota; Sordariomycetes; Hypocreales; Ophiocordycipitaceae
Product: complexed with cef1p
Exons: 4
Coding region: 111-1853 (580 amino acids)
Biological process (GO): transmembrane transport
Cellular component (GO): membrane
Molecular function (GO): transmembrane transporter activity
Source: RefSeq, a predicted model, not a curated record
GUGUGUGUGUGUGCUUUGAAGCGUGCGUGCAUUGCAAAGGGCUCCCAGGGAAGUCAAGCGUCAGACAACAACAAUAACAGCGACAACAACGACAACAACAACAAAGUACCAUGCGGUCGACGAGACGAGAGAGGGUGCCGCUUCUGCACGGGCGACAGCAGCAGCAGCAAAACCCCCAAUUGCCGCACCAGAUCGACGCGGCCUCGCGGUUCCAGGCUCGCCGGCCGCGCGCCGUGGUGGCUCUGCUGGCCUUGAUGGUGUUUUGCGUGUCCGCGUCUGGGACGCUCGCCAGCGUGCCGCAGACGCAGCUCCUCGAGGACAAUAUCUGUCGGCGGUACUACGGCGGCGGCGGCGUGCACGCGGCGGCCGCCGUUGACGGUGGUGGUAGUAGUGCCGUGGACGACGAGAGGCUGUGUAAGGCGGCGGCCGUGCAGUCGCGGCUGGCGUAUCUCGAUGGCUGGCGCGGCAUGAUCGAGGCCAUUGUCGGCCUGUUCAUGGCCUUUCCGUACGGAGCUCUCGCCGACAGAAUCGGCCGCAAGCCCAUCAUCCUACUGUCCCUCGUCGGCUUCACCCUCUCCGGGGCGUGCAUCGCCGGCGUCCUCGCGCUCGGCCAGGCGGUCUCCGUGCAGCUUGUCCUGCUCUCCCCGGCCUUUUUCAUGAUCGGCGGCGGCAGCUGCGUGGUGGUGUCGGCGCUCUACUCUGCCGUGUCUGACGUCGCAGACGAAGAGACGAGAGCGACCUCCUUCCUCAUGAUCUCGUUCGGCAGCCUCGCAGGCAACUUUGUCGGACCCGUCGUCUCCUCGGCGCUGAUGCAAAUGUCGUCGCCGUGGGUGCCGCUGCUGGCCAGCUUCGCCGCCAUGCUCCUCGGGGCCGGCGUCAUGGCCUUUGUGCCCGAGACGAUGGCGCCCCGCAAGGAGGACCCGGACGACGAGCCGCCGAUGCUCUUCGACACGACGGGGUCCAUGAUCCGGCGGCACUUGCGGCAGUCGGCGGCGCAGCUCGAGGGGUCGCUCGCCAUCCUGCGGAAGCCGGCGCUCGUCAUCGUCCUCGUCUGCUUCCUGUCGCCCCUGCCCAUGGCCAUGGCCAUGAGCCAGCUGUUCGCGCAGUACGUCAGCAAGCGCUUCGGCUGGUCGCUCGCCUCGGCGGGCUACCUGCUCUCGGUGCGCGGCGUCGUCAACAUGCUCGUCCUGCUCGCCGUCGUGCCGGGCCUGUCGAGGCUGCUGCUCGCACCGCGACGACGCCAACUCGGCGGCGGCUCCUCCCGCAAGGGCGGCGGCGGCCUGUCCGUGGCGGGCAAGGACCGCCUCCUCGCACAGCUGUCCGCCGUGGCCAUGACCCUCGGCUGCCUGCUCAUGGCCGGCGGCAGCAUCGUGCAGGUCGUCGGCGGCCUGGUCGUCAACACGCUCGGCGCGGGCCUCCCGCCGCUGGUGCGUUCCCUGGCGGCGAGCUUCCUCGACGAUGGCCAGCAGCAGCAGCAGCAGCAGCAGCACACGUCCAAGCUGCAGACGCUCAUCGGCGUCACCGAGGCGGUGAGCUCGCUGUUCGCGGGGCCGGCGCUCGCGGGGCUCUUCUCCGCCGGCAUGGAUCGCGGGGGCGCCUGGAUGGGGCUGCCGUACGCGUGCCUGGCCGUGUUCCUGGCCGCCACGACGAUGCCCUUGUUCCUGUUGAGGGUUCCUGCGGGGGACUGCGCGGACUUGUUGCAGGCAGAGGAGGAGGAGGAGGCGUCUGGAGAGGGGAGCAUUGCGUGCAUCCGGGGCGUCGAGGGGGAGUGUCUGCUGGGCUUCCGCUGCGCAGCGCAUGUCCCGCUGGAGGAUUAUCCGGCGAGGAUGCCGGGACGCUCGACGUUUCGAUGAUGGAUUGCAUGUUGUAUACUGUAGGUGUGGUAUGCUGGUCGUGCCGGUGGAUAACUGGAC